AUGCAACAAGACCAUCAUAGCACUCCUAAUGAUCAACUCAACCAACACAUCAAUCACACAAUAUCCAUCACUUCACCAGAAUUCAGCCAUGGUGGUAUGCCGGACUCCAAAACCCCAUCGGAAUUACUGCCUCUGAACAUCAUGCAAGGUGGUCGUGGCAGCCUAUUUGGCAGUAGCCCCAGAAAUGGAUCGCCUUCUUCUCUCCAGCUAGGCGGAUCCACGCUCUCGUCCCCUCUUACUUCAGCCACAGCUUUGUUACAGAAAGCAGCCCAAAUGGGAGCUACGUCUAGCAAUGGUAGCAAUAAUAUUAAUAAUAAUAAUGGUAGCAUGAAUAACCUUGUUACUACCAUGGCACCUCCAUCUUUUGGUGGGGGUGGUGCAUACAACGGUACUGAGACCCUGAUUGACCAGUAUCAUCCUCAUCAAUCACAUUUAGCUGGGAUUAUCGGCGGUGGAUUCUCAAGCCAGUUCCAAGAAACUUCCAUGUCACGGUUCUUUAACCCAAGUAUCAAUAAUGGAGGAGGGCAUAGCGAUGACGUAGGAUUGUACUCGGGGUACAUGAACCCUCGGAAAGAGCUCAUUAUGAACAAUAACAACAACAAUGUUGGGCAUAACGCAAAUCCAGGAUUGAAUGAUUCCAACAAUCCCUUUUUGAGGUUUAAAAUGGACGGGAACGGUGAAAACUUGACCGUUGAUUUCUUGGGGGUCGGAGGAAUGAGACUCAGAAGUUUUAAUGAACAACACCACCAAGGAAUGGAAAUUUGA
Lactuca virosa is the source of this 765-nucleotide messenger RNA. NCBI's taxonomy places the organism in Eukaryota, Viridiplantae, Streptophyta, Magnoliopsida, Asterales, Asteraceae. The record is from the annotation of a GenBank genome assembly.